Lagenorhynchus albirostris (white-beaked dolphin) is the source of this 4410-nucleotide messenger RNA. RefSeq names its product glutamate ionotropic receptor NMDA type subunit 2A (gene GRIN2A). Bases 16 to 4410 code for a protein of 1464 amino acids. Lineage: Eukaryota; Metazoa; Chordata; Mammalia; Artiodactyla; Delphinidae. The transcript is spliced from 12 exons. Gene Ontology annotation, biological process: monoatomic ion transport; synaptic transmission, glutamatergic; long-term synaptic potentiation. The record is from RefSeq and is a predicted model, not a curated record. Gene Ontology annotation, molecular function: transmitter-gated monoatomic ion channel activity involved in regulation of postsynaptic membrane potential; NMDA glutamate receptor activity. Gene Ontology annotation, cellular component: postsynaptic membrane; NMDA selective glutamate receptor complex; postsynaptic density membrane.
CCGUAAGUGGCGACUAUGGGCAGACUGGGUUAUUGGACCCUGCUGGUGCUGCCGGCCCUUCUGGUCUGGCGCGGUCCGGCGCAGGGCGCGGCGGCGGAGAAGGGUCCCCCGGCGCUGAACAUCGCAGUGCUGCUGGGUCACAGCCACGACGUGACGGAGCGUGAACUGCGAAACCUCUGGGGCCCCGAGCAGGCAGCAGGGCUGCCCCUGGACCUGAACGUGGUAGCACUGCUGAUGAACCGCACGGACCCGAAGAGCCUCAUCACGCACGUGUGUGACCUCAUGUCAGGGGCGCGCAUCCACGGCCUGGUGUUUGGGGACGAUACCGACCAGGAGGCCGUGGCCCAGAUGCUGGAUUUUAUCUCCUCGCAGACUUUCAUCCCCAUCCUGGGCAUCCACGGGGGCUCAUCUAUGAUCAUGGCUGACAAGGAUCCAACGUCUACCUUCUUCCAGUUUGGAGCGUCCAUCCAGCAGCAAGUCACCGUCAUGCUGAAGAUCAUGCAGGAUUAUGACUGGCAUGUUUUCUCCCUGGUGACCACCAUCUUCCCUGGCUACAGGGACUUCAUCAGCUUCAUCAAGACCACGGUGGACAACAGCUUUGUGGGCUGGGACAUGCAGAACGUGAUCACACUGGACACGUCCUUCGAGGAUGCAAAGACACAAGUCCAGUUGAAGAAGAUCCACUCCUCCGUCAUCUUGCUCUACUGUUCCAAAGACGAGGCCGUCCUCAUCCUGAGUGAGGCCCGCUCCCUCGGCCUCACUGGGUACGAUUUCUUCUGGAUCGUCCCCAGCUUGGUCUCGGGGAAUACGGAGCUCAUCCCCAAAGAGUUUCCAUCGGGACUUAUUUCUGUCUCCUACGAUGACUGGGACUACAGCCUGGAGGAAAGGGUGAGGGACGGCCUGGGCAUCCUGACCACUGCUGCAUCUUCCAUGUUGGACAAGUUCUCCUACAUCCCCGAGGCCAAGGCCAGCUGCUACGGGCAGAUGGAGAAGCCAGAGGUCCCACUGCACACGCUGCACCAAUUUAUGGUCAAUGUGACAUGGGAUGGCAAAGACUUGUCCUUCACUGAGGAAGGCUAUCAGGUGCACCCCAGGCUGGUGGUCAUCGUGCUGAACAAGGACCGCGAAUGGGAAAAGGUGGGCAAGUGGGAGAACCACACCCUGAGCCUGAGGCACGCCGUGUGGCCCAGGUACAAGUCCUUUUCGGACUGUGAGCCAGACGACAACCAUCUGAGCAUCGUCACACUGGAGGAGGCCCCCUUUGUCAUCGUGGAAGACAUAGACCCGCUGACUGAGACGUGUGUGAGGAACACUGUGCCAUGUCGGAAGUUCAUCAGAAUCAACAAUUCAACCAAUGAGGGCAUGAAUGUUAAAAAAUGCUGCAAGGGGUUCUGCAUCGAUAUCCUAAAGAAGCUUUCGAGAACAGUGAAGUUUACCUAUGACCUUUACCUGGUGACUAAUGGGAAGCAUGGCAAGAAAGUUAACAAUGUGUGGAAUGGAAUGAUUGGUGAGGUGGUUUAUCAACGGGCAGUCAUGGCAGUUGGCUCACUCACCAUCAAUGAGGAACGUUCUGAAGUGGUGGACUUCUCUGUGCCCUUUGUGGAGACGGGAAUCAGUGUCAUGGUUUCAAGAAGCAAUGGCACUGUAUCACCUUCUGCUUUUCUAGAACCAUUCAGCGCCUCCGUCUGGGUGAUGAUGUUUGUGAUGCUGCUCAUUGUAUCCGCCAUAGCUGUUUUCGUAUUUGAAUACUUCAGUCCUGUUGGAUACAACAGAAACUUAGCCAAAGGGAAAGCACCCCAUGGGCCUUCUUUUACGAUUGGAAAAGCUAUAUGGCUUCUUUGGGGCCUGGUGUUUAACAACUCCGUGCCUGUCCAGAAUCCUAAAGGGACCACCAGCAAGAUCAUGGUGUCCGUGUGGGCCUUCUUUGCCGUCAUAUUCCUGGCCAGCUACACGGCUAAUCUGGCUGCUUUCAUGAUCCAGGAGGAGUUUGUGGACCAAGUGACUGGCCUCAGUGACAAAAAGUUUCAGAGACCUCACGACUAUUCCCCUCCCUUUCGAUUUGGCACGGUGCCCAACGGCAGUACGGAGAGAAACAUUCGGAACAACUACCCCUACAUGCAUCAGUACAUGACCAAAUUUAAUCAGAAGGGAGUAGAGGACGCCUUGGUCAGCUUGAAAACAGGGAAACUGGACGCUUUCAUCUAUGAUGCUGCGGUCUUGAAUUACAAGGCCGGGAGGGACGAAGGCUGCAAGCUGGUGACCAUUGGAAGUGGGUACAUCUUUGCCACCACUGGUUAUGGAAUUGCCCUCCAGAAAGGCUCCCGUUGGAAGAGGCAGAUUGACCUGGCCCUGCUCCAGUUUGUGGGUGAUGGGGAGAUGGAAGAGCUGGAGACCCUGUGGCUCACGGGGAUCUGCCACAACGAGAAGAACGAGGUGAUGAGCAGCCAGCUGGACGUCGACAACAUGGCGGGUGUGUUCUACAUGCUGGCGGCCGCCAUGGCCCUCAGCCUCAUCACCUUCAUCUGGGAACACCUCUUCUACUGGAAGCUGCGCUUCUGCUUCACGGGCGUGUGCUCCGACCGGCCGGGCCUGCUCUUCUCCAUCAGCAGGGGCAUUUACAGCUGCAUUCACGGGGUGCACAUUGAAGAAAAGAAGAAGUCUCCAGACUUCAAUCUGACCGGAUCCCAGAGCAACAUGUUAAAACUCCUUCGGUCAGCCAAAAACAUUUCCAACUUGUCCAACGUGAACUCCUCAAGAAUGGAUUCCCCCAAAAGAGCUGCUGACUUCAUUCAAAGAGGAUCCCUCAUCAUGGACAUGGUUUCAGAUAAGGGAAACUUGGUAUAUUCAGACAACAGGUCCUUUCAGGGGAAAGAGAGCAUUUUUGGGGACAACAUGAAUGAACUGCAAACCUUCAUGGCCAACAGGCACAAGGAUAACCUCAACAACUAUGUGUUCCAGGGCCAGCACCCUCUGACUCUCAAUGAGUCUAACCCUAACACAGUGGAGGUGGCCGUGAGCACGGAAUCCAAAGGGAACUCCAGGCCCCGGCAGCUUUGGAAGAAAUCCAUGGAAUCUCUACGCCAAGAUUCGCUGACCCAGAACCCAGUCUCCCAGAGGGAUGAGGGAACCGUGGAGAACAGGAGCUACUCCCUGAAGAGUCCUAGGUACCUUCCAGAAGAGGUGGCCCACUCGGACAUCUCAGAAACUUCGAGCCGGGCCACGUGCCACCGGGAGCCUGACAACAGUAAGAACCACAAGGCCAAGGACAACUUCAAAAGGUCAGUGGCCUCCAAGUACCCCAAGGACUGCAGCGAGGUCGAGCGCUCCUACCUGAAAACCAAAGCGAGCUCCCCCAGGGACAAGAUCUACACCAUUGAUGGGGAGAGGGAGGCCAGUUUCCACCUCGAUCCUCCCCAGUUUGUCGAAAACGUGGCCCUUCCCGAGAACGUGGACUUCUCCAAUGUCUACCAGGACCAUAGUGACAGUUUCCGCAAGGGGGACUCCACACUGCCCAUGAACAGGAGUCCCCUGCACGAUGAAGAUGGGCUCCCCAACAAUGACCAGUAUAAACUCUACUCCAAGCACUUCACCUUGAAAGACAAGAGUUCCCCUCACAGCGAGGGCAGCGACCGGUACCGGCAGAACUCCACGCACUGCAGGAGCUGCCUGUCCAACCUGCCCACCUAUUCAGGCCACUUCACCAUGAGGUCCCCCUUCAAAUGCGACUCCUGCCUACGGAUGGGGAACCUCUAUGACAUUGACGAAGACCAGAUGCUUCAGGAGACAGGUAACCCCGCUACCCAGGAGGAGGUCUACCAGCAGGACUGGGCACAGAGCAGCGCCCUCCAGUUCCAAAAGAACAAGCUGAGGAUUAGCCGGCAGCAUUCCUACGAUAACAUCCUCGACAAACCCAGGGAGUUGGACCUUAGCAGGCCCUCCCGGAGCAUAAGCCUCAAGGACAGGGAGCGGCUUCUGGAGGGAAACUUGUACGGGAGUCUCUUUAGUGUCCCCUCCAGCAAACUCUCGGGGAACAAAGGCUCCCUUUUCCCCCAGGGUCUGGAGGUCAGCAAACGGAGCAAGUCUCUCUUGCCAGACCACACCUCCGAUAACCCUUUCCUCCACUCCUAUGGGGAUGACCAACGCUUAGUUAUUGGGAGGUGCCCCUCGGACCCUUAUAAACACUCGCUGCCAUCCCAGGCAGUGAAUGACAGCUAUCUCCGAUCGUCCUUGAGGUCGACGGCAUCAUACUGUUCCAGGGACAGUAGAGGCCACAGCGAUGUGUAUAUUUCGGAGCAUGUUAUGCCUUAUGCUGCAAAUAAGAAUAAAAUGUACUCUGCCCCCAGGGUUUUAAAUUCCUGCAGCAAUAGACGCGUGUACAAGAAAAUGCCUAGUAUUGAAUCCGAUGUUUAA